AUGGAUCUUGAAGAGUGGGAACUACUGCCCCAUGAUGGAUUCAUUGAUUACCAUGAAGAUGGUGAAAAGAAGACUUUUGGGGCAAGCGAACGUAGUAGUCCUAGACCUAGUCCCAAGAGUGUGUUCAACAUGAACUACUUCAUGUGCCCAUCUUCACCUCCAAAACAUUCGAGGGUAGUUCCUAGUCAACUUGUUCAACUUCCAGUUCAGUUGGAACAAGCAACAACAACAACUGGCAAGGAUGUCUCACAAGAUCAUGUAAUCUCAAAAAAAGAAGGGAUCACCAUGGUACCUAUUGACCUGAGUACCGUGGCUCCUUCUGUGACCAUGCCAGAAGUCAAAGAAGCUGAUCAAGACUCAGUUUCUCAAGUUUUCUUCAAGAAAAUGAAGGAAAAUGAAUUUGUCGACAUGAAAUUGGACUCACCAAAGUCCUCUAACACUAUGGGUGGUUUUGUACCUCCUCAAAUUGAUGCUGGUGCUACUUUUAACUUUGAAGACAAAAGUGAUCAUCAGGGGUAUAAAGGAGAUCAGGGCUUCGAGACCACCAAGAUUAGUUCUCCAAGAAUCAAGACUGCCGAAAAAGAAACUGGUGCAAAAGAGGAGGUGAGUUGGGAGGAGAAUAGCGGUGGCUUGAACUUAUGGAAGUUGAGCUUAAAUGGGAUUGGUGCUAUUUGCUCUUUUGGUGUUGCUGCUGCUACCAUUUGUAUUUUCAUCUUCGGAAGUCACCAAAGAAACAAGCAGCAACUAGAGAACCAAAAGCUGAGCUUCCAGAUUUACAAUGAUGACAAGAGGAUUAAGCAAGUGGUUCACCAUGCAACGAAAAUGAAUGAAGCAAUGUCAGCAGCCAGAGGAGUUCCUAUUGCUAGAGCUCACAUUACCUAUGGUGGUUACUAUGAUGGUCUUUGA
Molecule: messenger RNA, 906 nt
Organism: Dovyalis caffra
Lineage: Eukaryota; Viridiplantae; Streptophyta; Magnoliopsida; Malpighiales; Salicaceae
Source: the annotation of a GenBank genome assembly